This is a messenger RNA of Penicillium psychrosexuale, 1881 nucleotides long. RefSeq lists its product as uncharacterized. The transcript has 2 exons. Bases 1 to 1881 code for a protein of 626 amino acids. NCBI's taxonomy places the organism in Eukaryota, Fungi, Ascomycota, Eurotiomycetes, Eurotiales, Aspergillaceae. The record is from RefSeq and is a predicted model, not a curated record.
AUGGCAAGGGGCAUGACAACAGUCCGGUCACGCACCCAACCUAAGGAGGCCAUCUCCUUUCCUGUUUUGACCUAUACCGAUGCCUUGCCACGGGACGACCUUUUCUCUCUUGAGGCCUCACAGCGUCCAGCUCAGCCCAUGGUUGGCCAGUGGGAUUUCAGCCAGCCCUCUGCGGGAGACGGGUGGCUAAAAAAGCCACCAUCGGGCCAAGGUGCAACUUUCGACUUUCGCAUAACCGCACCACCAGAUGAAGCCAUUCAGACUGACCAUGCCCAAACCGAGCAACACAUGAUUGGCAUUGCGCUGGGCAGUCCCGGCAUGUUAACCAAAGAUGAGCCCCUACCACCACCCAGAUUUGAUACAUUCAUUAUCGCGGAAAGAGACUCAGCCCAUAAGCCCAGCAAGUGGAAGAAGAUCGGCGGAUUCUUCAAGGCAAAGAAUGCGCCUACAUCGAUCCCGGAUGGCGCACAAGAAAGCGUGGUCAAGCCACACAGCAACAACUAUAAGCUACCAGAGAAACCACCGAAAGCAAGACUGAGAAAGAACUCGACGGAGGAGUGGCCGAAGUUUGAGGUCGAACCCAGAAAGAUGCCUGGUCGAAGCGAUCAAACUCCCCAGCGGAGUCGCAAUUUUUCACUCGGCAACAAGCCAACCAAAGAUGAAUCAAGUACCCAUGGUCUCUUACUUAGUGUCGAAAUCCCGGAUAUUCAGAUGGAGCGGUACAGUGUCAUGUUCAGCGAUGUCGUCAACAAGAACCAAAAACCCUCACUGCUGGCCAGAAGGGCCAAGACAUUGGACAAUCUUCUUGUACCAGACGCAAAUGACUUCCUCAAGCCAGCACCACCCCCAGUGCCCCAACGCCGCCGGGCAACAUCACCAGCGCGGUCAGACUUUACUUUAUUCCCAACUUCACACCCUUCGAAAGCGGCUCAGAUACUCGGCACUCAGAAUUUCUCUCGUGGACCAAACCCAUUGAUAAGAGCAAACACACUCCCUAUCGAAAGCCCAUCAAGGAUGCCUGCGCCACAGCUUCGUUACGGUUCAAAUAUGGACAGCGUCUCAUCGUUCGAGUCACCUGUCAUUCCGAAGCUUUUCUCCGAGCGUUCCAAUACCCCGCAGUCCUCUAGUAGCUACGAUAAACCUCUUCCUGCUAUCAAGCCGGAACCACAGACAAUUCAAUCACAGAAGAUUUCUCAACCGGAAAAGAACACCCUAUCCCCGCAGAAGACCCGACCACAACAGAGUGUGCAACCACACAAUGUUGUUGUAACAAAGCCGGUCGCUCAGCCCUGGGUUCAUCCACAUCCGAGGAAAGAUUCCCUGCCGCGAGCCAUAGAGAAACAGUCUCAGGUUACUUCACCGCAACAUCAGCCAAAUAUGACGUCGAGCCAACAAAGAACCAACGACUCAGUGCGACCACGUCUCAGAGUUCAAACAGAAGACCGACCGCAACCACCCGCGAAAGACACACUAUCUAGCAGUCCGUCCCGAAGCUCUCCUUCAGCAUUAAACCCUACCCAGGACAAGAUUGACCGAAUCAUGUCUCCAUUAUCAGCAUCAACCGGUCCUAAAUCUGGCGCAUCGCCAGCAGAUUCUAUGCGCAUGCCAUUCGUCGAUGCCGCUGAGACACUCGAUGCCGCUGAACAGACGCCUGCACCCGAGUCCCGACAGCCUAUCCCACGGGUUGAGGUCUCAAUAGCACGCACUGUCUCUGUCUCACGGGCAAAGCAGCAGGUUCUGGUUCCCAUCGGCAUGAGGAUCGAUCAUUUAACCCCGGAGGAGCGGGUUGUGCAGAGAAGACCUCUGACACCGCAGAUUACAGAUGCUCACCGGGGACAUCGGGCUGGUGUCUCGCAGGAGUUGCAGAUAGAGUGUCUGUGA